Molecule: messenger RNA, 2584 nt
Organism: Saprolegnia parasitica CBS 223.65
Lineage: Eukaryota; Oomycota; Saprolegniomycetes; Saprolegniales; Saprolegniaceae
Exons: 12
Coding region: 35-2584 (849 amino acids)
Biological process (GO): exocytosis; Golgi to plasma membrane transport
Cellular component (GO): exocyst
Source: RefSeq, a predicted model, not a curated record
GCUGAAUUUGCGAUCUUGAAAAGACGGGCGAGGGAUGAAGGCGUCCGAGGCCAUCGACCGCGUCUUCUUUGAGAAGAAGUUCAGCGCGACCAAGUACAUGCUGCGCUACAUCGUCUCGGCGCCAGACGACACCCGCGCCGAGCAGCUGCGCACGGUCUCGCACUACCGCGAGCUCGCGGACCAAGAGAUUGCUGGCGUCGUUGACGCCAACUACACCAACUUUAACGCGAGCCUCGGCAAGUUUGCCGGGAUUGCGCACCAGCUACAAGGCGCACGCGCGGGGCUGCUCGAGGUCGAAAAGCGCAGCAUGGAGGGCAAGGCCAUCUUGACCGCCAAAACCAAGAACCUCCAUGACCUCCUCUCGCAAACGUACGAGGCCAAAAAGGUCAUCGACCUCAUCCAAGACAUCGAGUACAUUGAGAAAGCGCCGGCCAAGAUCCAAGCCGCGCUGGACGCGGGCCUCGCAGGCCAGGCCGUCGACGUCUACCUCCGCGCCUUUGGCCUCGUCUUUAGCGAGAAGCUCGUCGUCUUUAGUGCCGUUGCGACCAUGCGUCAUGCCCUCCUCGAGUGCAAGCAAACGAUUGAAGACUACUUGGUCGCAGCAAUCGAGGCAGGCGUCUACCUCGAGGUUGUCUGGAUCAAGCACGCGAAAUCGUCGUCGGCAUCGCUCAGCACCUUUCGCGCGCUGUCGUCAUCGGCGCCGGCGCCGCCGCUGGCCGACCUCGCGCGCUGUGUCCAGCGGCUAUCGCGCGAAGUCGAAGUCAUUGGUACGCUCAAGGCCUCUCUCGAGCCGCGGCUCGAGGCGCUCAUCGAACGGAUCGGCUCCAUCUGCCGCGCGUCACUGGCAACAGCGGACGCAAACGAGCGGUUUGGCCGCUCGCCGCUCGCCAGUACCUUUCAAGCGUGCUUGCAGACAGUGCUAUGCGCGGUCUCGACAUGCCUCGGUCACCACGCCACGUUGGCAGCCACGUUGGCGCCGUAUCCGCUCGACGAGAUCGUGCACAAGGCCUUCCACGUGCUCGAGGAGUGGCUCGUGCAACAUCUAAGCGACCCCGAGCCAGUGACACAUGUGCCAACGUCCCCGAUGGCUGGCGCUGCGACCAACGUUGGUCUCUUCCGUUUCUUUCCAGCAGAGACGAUGACGACGACGACGCAUCCGAGCGACAACCAAGUGGCUCAUGACGCGGCGCCGUCCUCGCUCGUGUGCCCCCCGAGCCUCUUUUACGUACCCCACAUCUUCCCCGACGUCCUCGCCUUCUCCACGCACGUCGCCGCGCUCAGCAAGAGCGUCUCGUUCCUCGACGUGUUUUGGCGGCCGUUCGUCGUGCGCAUUUGGCUACCCAAGCUCCAGGCCAAAGCCUCGGCGGUGAUUGCGACACCGUCGCGCGCCGGCGACUCGGAGUUUACCUUGCCCAUGCCCAUGGACACCAUGUAUGCGGUGCCCAACGUCCACGCGUUGGUGCUUGUCGUACGUGAGCUCUUCGCCAUGCUGAGAUCGCUCUUGCCCGUGGCGCAAGAGCUUAUCGGUGUCGUCGACGCGACGGCCCGGCGGUUUGCCGAAGAUUGUGCAACGAUCGUUCGCAAAAUCUGCGACGGGUCGCUCAACCAGGUCGAGAUGAGCAUUGGCGCAAGCGAGCUCGGUCGGUUGCUCCACCAGACGCCCUUGUUUGCGGCUGCCAAGGGCAACGUGCCGUACCAGUCGCUCGCCAAGAUUGCGCCUUCGGACGCGGCCACCCCACUUCCGUCUUCAGACGUCAAGGUCACGCCGCGCGACGAGCUCCAUGCCAAGGAGCUCGAAUUAGAGACCAAGUUUUUGGAUCUGGACUUUUGGACGCGGCCAGGGACCGUCAAGUCGCUCGUGCAGGACCCGAGCAAGCUCGCGUUGCUAGCGUACUUGAGUAGCUGCUGCGAUUUCGUAUCGCUUCUCCUCGACAAGCACAUCCAGACGAGCGAGUACAGCAACCUCAACGACGACCACCUCGUCGCAACGCUCAAGGCGACGAGCUGGCGCUGCAGCAGUUUGGCCGACGAGUGCCUCUUUUUCCUACGCCGGGAACUGCACUUGACGUGCUACUACCAUCUGACCCAAGUGGUUGGCGUCACCAUGGACGGGCCCGAGGGCACGUCGUGUGCGCCGGCAGAGAGCGUUCUCGGCCUCGCUGCCAAGCUCUUGAGCUAUGAAGAGACGUGCUUGGAGCCGUAUUUAAGCAAGCACAAGGUCGCGCUCGUCCUCGACGGGCUCGACUCGCUCGUGUGCCACAUCCUCACGCACCUCUUGUCUAAACUUUCAAAGUUGUCGGUCGGCGGCGUCGCCCAAAUGCACUGCAAUGUCAACUCGCUCCAGCAGUCGCUCACGAGUCUCUUCUACAAGUACCCGAGCGUGCGUCGCGAUGCGUUUUACUUUCAACGCGUCAAACGGUACUAUGCACUCGCGUUGCUCUCGGAGACGGACCUCGAGAUGUUUCUCAUGGAAAAUCGCAAGGCGUUCGCCCCCGACCUUCUCCGCGCGAUUUGGCGCGUCGACGUGCCGACGCGACCGAUCACGAAAGCCAGUGUCAACAAACUCGAUAGUCUGCUUCGAUAA